AUCAGUGCUGAAGGUGCGGUGGGGAGGUUGUACAGCUAUUAACAGCCGUGGCGAAAAAUCACAGAUACACACCAAAACAACGACUCUGUAGCGGGGAAGAAGACUUGUACGGAAUUAAGACGACUUCAACACCAUUUAAGUAGGCCUGUUUCUCCGUGUUACACUCGGGACGGCGGCUUUGAGAAUAUCCUGAAGAAAUUGUAUUUACAUAACCAGCUUUCCCCAGUAUUCAGAGCGAGGAGCAGCCGGUCUUGCCACGGUGUCCGGUGGACGGUAGCGGCACCAACUGCAUCAGUUUUCAGGCCAGUUCGUUUUUCUGCUGUUAGACACUUCUUAAAUGAUGUUUGUAGAGCGCAGGCACACAAAAGCCUUGUAGCCCACAUAUUUAUAGACAUUUAUGCAUUUUUCGCCAUUCAGAAAAACAAGUUAUACAACAAGUCAGGCUGGUGCUCGUGAGUGGAGUAGGUCCUAACGCCCGCCGUUUAAAGUCCCAGUUGCCGGGGAGCGCACGCUGUCUCGUGCCCAAAUGGUUCAGCUGUCACCAGUUUCUGAAUUCUUUGACAAAAUGGAAAAAGUUCUAUUAGAGCAGGGUUAGGGGCAACGUUGGACUGUAUUACCUAAAAAAUAAAGGACUGCACUUUUUCUUUUUAAUAUUGGAUUACCCAGCAGCCUUUUUCUUGGACAUCGUGAAAUAGCGUCAGUUUAUCGGAAUAACAGCAUACACAAAGACUGUUGCUAUUAUUAAAAAAGUGAAAGGACUCGUCCAAUUAAGUAAUGGUCGUUAAUACGAUCCACUGGUUCAGGAAGGGCUUGCGGCUCCACGACAACCCGUCGCUCAAGGAAUCUCUGCAGGCAGCGGAUACUGUCCGCUGCGUCUACAUCCUCGACCCUUGGUUUGCAGGAUCUUCCAACGUUGGGAUCAGCAGGUGGAGGUUCCUCUUGCAGAGUCUUGAGGACUUGGACGCCAGCCUUCGUAAGCUCAACUCCCGUCUGUUUGUGAUACGAGGCCAGCCCACAGAUGUUUUUCCCAGACUUUUCAAGGAGUGGAAGAUCACUCGUCUGUCUUAUGAGUAUGACUCUGAGCCCUUCGGGAAAGAGCGGGAUGCAGCUAUUAAGAAACUGGCCUGCGAGGCUGGCGUGGAGGUGACAGUCUGUAUCUCACACACGCUCUAUGACCUGGAUAAGAUCAUAGAGCUAAAUGGAGGUCAGUCUCCUCUCACCUACAAGCGUUUUCAGACCCUCAUCAGUCACAUGGAUGCAGUGGAGUUGCCUGCUGAGUCCAUCACUGCGGAGGUCAUGGGGAAAUGUACCACACCCCUCUCUGAUGACCACGAUGACAAGUUUGGUGUCCCCUCCUUGGAGGAGCUGGGUUUUGACACUGAAGGUCUAUCCUCUGCUGUGUGGCCGGGGGGAGAGACCGAAGCCCUCACUCGACUGGAGAGGCAUUUGGAAAGGAAGGCAUGGGUAGCCAAUUUUGAGCGUCCCAGGAUGAACGCCAACUCUUUGCUGGCUAGCCCCACAGGCCUCAGCCCAUACCUGCGCUUCGGCUGUCUCUCCUGUCGCCUCUUCUACUUCAAACUCACUGACCUUUACAGGAAGGUGAAGAAGAACAGCUCCCCUCCUCUGUCCCUCUAUGGUCAGCUGUUGUGGCGUGAGUUCUUCUACACAGCAGCCACCAACAACCCUCGCUUUGACAAGAUGGAGAGCAACCCAAUCUGCGUCCAGAUCCCCUGGGACCGCAACCCCGAGGCACUGGCAAAGUGGGCAGAGGGACGUACCGGCUUCCCCUGGAUCGACGCCAUCAUGACCCAGCUGAGGCAGGAGGGCUGGAUUCACCACCUGGCCCGACACGCUGUGGCCUGUUUCCUGACCAGAGGAGACCUGUGGAUCAGCUGGGAGGAGGGCAUGAAGGUGUUUGAGGAGCUGCUGCUGGAUGCAGAUUGGAGUGUAAAUGCGGGCAGCUGGAUGUGGCUCUCCUGCAGCUCCUUCUUCCAGCAGUUCUUCCACUGCUACUGCCCUGUGGGCUUCGGCCGACGCACGGACCCCAACGGAGACUACAUACGGCGCUACCUCCCUAUUCUGAGAGGAUUUCCAGCCAAGUAUAUUUAUGAUCCCUGGAACGCUCCAGAGAGUGUGCAGAAGGCAGCCAAAUGUAUUAUUGGAGUUCAGUACCCUAAGCCCAUGGUGCACCAUGCAGAGGCAAGCCGUCUCAACAUUGAACGCAUGAAACAAAUCUACCAGCAGCUGUCCUGUUACAGGGGCCUUGGCCUUUUGGCGACAGUUCCCUCCAACAGUAAUGGUAAUGGUGAAGCGUCCUCUGGCAUGAUGGGAUUCUCAGUAGAGGCUACACAAGAUGCUGCAGCUCCGUCCGGUUACCAAAUGCCAGUACAGUCCCAGGGAGACUGGCAAAGUGGUGUCAUGGUGUACUCCCAGGGUGACCCACAAACCAGCAUCAGCACCCAUCAGCAUGGUUACGCAAGCACCAACAGCAGUGUCAUGUGCUACACUCAAGGCACCCAGCAGAUUCCUGGCUUGACAAUGCAGCAAGGGCUUGGACGCCACACCAACACUCAGACCAGUGGCAAACGCCACAGCGAGGAGUCUGGAAAUGGCACUGGCUCCAAAGUCAAGAGACACAGCAGCCACUGAACAGGACUUUCUUCAGACUUGCUGUCGUACUGUGUGGACAGCCACAACAAAACGGACACUAAAACUGAAGUUCUGUUACAACAUCACACUGUCAAGUUGUUACACAAUGGGUGAACAUAGCAUCAAGAGGAGAAGAUCGUCUUGUCAUUAAGCACAUUCGCAAGUUUCUUACGUCUCGGACUGUAUAUUACCAUAUGGACUGAACAGCCCAGCCAGUGGUGACAUCCUCGCAGUGUUUCGGCACUGGAUAGACGGUCACACUAUGCUGCUGUGAAAGUUAAUAUUGCCAGGACUAAAAUCCUUGUGUAUAUAAUGAAUUUGCUAAUUUCUGCUCACAUACAACUUGUACAUAUUUGUUAUUGUAUGUGCUUUCUCUCUCUUUGUGUAGCCAUAGACCCAUUGAUAUAUUUUUGAUAUAAAGAAUCAUUGUGGAUGGAUCUUUUCUUUUUUUGAAAUUUUCAAUAAAAGUGAAAGCAUUUAUUGACAGUCCAGUCCUUAGAUAGUGAGAGACCUUGCUUCUCCGCUAAUGCAGCUGCCUAUCCUCUCAUUUAUUCCCUCUGCAUCUUUAUCUGUAUCUCUGCUCCCAAUUUUCUCCUGUCUUUGUUUAAACCAUCCAAUCCGUCCAUCAAACGGUGAUUUGAUCAUUUACUUUCCACCUCUCUCAGAACCAUGUAGCUCAGUUUUACCAAAUUUAUUCUUAACCACUGUAGAGAUGACAUCAGUGUGAUGUUACUAUCAAGUUAUUGCCCUUGUCAGUUUUUAUUGAGAAAAAGGUGACAGGAAUACAAACUCUUCAUUUCAUGGUUUCCCUCUGUGUAAUUACCAAUAAAUGUACCACUGGAGUGUGCCGCUUCACUUGCUUCUUGUUCCUUCUCAUUGUGCUUGUUUAAUUAAAACUUGGUUAAAUAUAAAAAAAAAA
This is a messenger RNA of Myripristis murdjan (pinecone soldierfish), 3568 nucleotides long. It is a transcript of the gene cry1a, whose product is annotated as cryptochrome circadian regulator 1a. Gene Ontology annotation, cellular component: nucleus; cytoplasm. Lineage: Eukaryota; Metazoa; Chordata; Actinopteri; Holocentriformes; Holocentridae. The transcript is spliced from 14 exons. Gene Ontology annotation, biological process: circadian regulation of gene expression; entrainment of circadian clock by photoperiod; negative regulation of DNA-templated transcription. Gene Ontology annotation, molecular function: FAD binding; DNA binding. The coding region runs from base 775 to 2649 and encodes 624 amino acids. The record is from RefSeq and is a predicted model, not a curated record.